UCCAUCAGAACUUUAUAUUACUACGACACAUUAAGAACUUCCACUAACUGCAAGACCAAAUCAAACAGCCUCUGUGCCUUGUGUUUUCUUUACUUGUGACGAAAAAUGGACAUUUUAUUGUGUUUUUUAAACUUUUUGCUCAUUCUUGAAAGAGGAUAUGCAGUGAGGCAUCGAACAAAUCUUGUAUGGUCAAUGAGUCCAUUGGUCAAUGGCAGAGCCAGGAUCGUUGGAAUCGAAGGUGAUCCAAACCAGUGGAUUCCAUCUGGCAAUGUGACGGUGCGUCAUAUCAGCGCUCCACACUCCGCCUGGCAGUUCCGAGGUCUAGCUUUCCAUUACAAACACAAAAUGUUAUACUGGAGUGAGAAGAGCAAACACAGGAUUCAGGGUCUGAUGCUGGUGAACCGAUCCACGUCAACACAGACCAUCUUCACGGGAACCUCCAAAACGAUUGACGGUCUGGCGGUGGACUGGGUCUCCAAUAACUUGUACUCUGUAGAUCCCAAAUACAACUGGAUCAUGAUGAUCGCUCUAAAGGAGAACAUGACAGAGAACACCGCCGUGUAUAAACUGGUGGUCAAAACUGACCUCGAUAAUCCUCACGGACUAGCAGUUCAUCCGCAGAAAGGAUAUCUGUUUUGGAGUGAUUGGGGGUUCUACCCAAAAAUUGAAGUCUCAGAUUUGUUGGGAUUAAACAGAAGAACCAUUGUAUCUGACAAUAUGCUGACUCCACGCGGUAUAACUAUAGACUACAAGGAAAAGUUGUUAUACUGGGUAGACAGUCAAAAAAACACCAUCGAGAGUGUGCAGUUUAACGGAAAUAGCAGACGUAUCAUAGUGUCUCACGCAGGCGCAAAGUUUUUCGGAGUGGCCGUUUUUGAGAAAUACAUCUUUGCCACGGAACAGUUAGACGGACAUCUUCGAAUUUACGACAAAAACACGGGAAAGGGCUACAUCAACUACCAGCUGGGAUACAUCCCUUACGACAUUAUGAUGUACGACGAAGAAUCUCAAGCAGGCAAUUCUUCUGAAUGUGACGAGUUGAAUUGUGACCAAAUUUGUGUAAACCUGCCAUUAUCUGGGCCUCGGUGUUAUUGUGGUGAUGGAUACGAAAUGCAAGAGGACCAGAAAACAUGUGAGGAAGCCAAGCUAUUUUUGCAGCCUGCCCAUAUUUACGCCAUUCGUGAUGCCAUCUGCCAGUAUCCAGCUAACUUUGGUCACAUGUCCCUCAAGAACAUAACUUUGGAUAAACAGUGCUUUAUAAAAACGAGGAAAGGUUUCAUGGCGCUAGCAUAUGACGGGGAUCAGCGGACACUUUUCUACUCGGAAAAUGUCACAAAGAGUAUCAGUAAGGUGCAGCUCAAGAGAGGCGAAUAUACUAAAUCCAUCAUAAAGGGAAUUGGAGAGGUUAAAGGUCUUGCCUUUGAUUGGAUGACAAAGAAUUUAUACUGGACAGACAGUAAAUACCAAUGGAUUAUGGUGGCCAGGCCCGAUGGACGGUUUCAGAAGAAGUUGAUAAACGAGAACCUCGUGGACCCAGUUGGCAUUGUGGUGCAUCCUAAGAGAGGGGAACUGUAUUGGAGUGACCCCGGCAGACACGUGGUAGAGGUGUCGGCUUUGAAUGGAGGCGGCAGGAGAAAUCUAGUGGUGACAAACAUCGAUCAUCCCAAUCAUCUGUAUUUAGACUUCACGUCUGAUGUAUUGUACUGGGCAGACUCUGGAUUAAAUCAAGUUGUUAGCUAUGAUCUUGAUUUAGACGUGACAUCAGUUGUUUAUAAACACCAGUCAGCUAGAUUUUAUGGAAUCAGCUUAUUUCAGGAUUACCUUGUGUGGACGGAUCAGAAUGACAUGAAUGGUAUUCACAUCGCAGAUAUCCAGACUCAAAAUAAAGUCCGUGGAAUAUUGCAUCCACAGACAGGAGAAGCUCUUGACGUCAUCGCUUACGAUGUUAUCAACCAGCCAGUUCUAGAUGUAACGUGCAGUGAUAACAAUGGAUACUGUGAUCAGCUGUGUCUAGGACUGUACAAUGAAUCAUACGUCUGUGCAUGCGGAACAGGAUUUCAACUUGACAAAGACUUGCAAUCAUGUAUUACAGGUUUAGCUCGAGAUAAUUUCGUAAUAGCUGCUGACUCCUACCAGAAACAGCUGUAUCAAGUGGAUUUGUCGACCGGUGAUGUGCACGUCAUUGCCCCGGAAAUAGCUCACAACCGGCCAAUCGCCGUGGCCUUUGAUCCGAUCAGAAACAUGUUGUAUUGGACGGAGAAUGACAGGGCAGAAGGAAAGGUCAUUCAAAGAGUCAAUGUGGAGGGUCGGUCCUCAGAAAUCAUCAAGGCCCUCUCUGAAGAUUCCGUUGUUGAUGGUUUAGCCUUAGAUCAUAUCAACCGAUUGCUGUUUUACACGGACACUGGGCUAGAUCGUAUUCAAGUCGUUUCAAUAGACAACUAUCAGAUAUGCAAGACAGUUGUAAAGGAUAAAUUAGACGAGCCCAGGGCAAUAGCCAUACAUCCUCUGAAAGGGAAAAUAUUUUGGUCUGAUUGGGGAAAUGAACCAAAAAUAGAAUCUGCGAAUAUGGAUGGAACAGAAAGACGGUUGUUCCUGAGUAUGAGCGGUAUAGCUUGGCCAAAUGGGCUAAUUAUAGAUUAUGAAGACAACGUCCUUUACUGGGUGGAUGCUAAACAAAACACAAUAGAAUCCAUAUCUAUUGAUGGGACUGAUCGGCGGAUAGUCGUCCAUGAAACUGAUGUCCAUUACUUUGGUAUUACUCUGGUCGGAAAUCAACUCAUCUUAUCUGACUGGAAAUCCAAUUCUCUAAAAACUAUAAACAAGUCAACUAGGAAUGGAGGAUCGACGCAGGUGAAACCCAUAGGCCCUGCUGCCUUCUCACGAUUGAAUGGGUUGACUUCAUAUGACUCAACAUCUGUCAUAAAGGGUGCCAGUGGAUGUACUGGGGUUUUCACUUGUGAUCAUAUUUGUAUACCUCUACCUCGACUUAGAUUCAUUUGCGCAUGUGCAGAUGGUUAUCAAGAACAAGGAUCCGCAUGUAUCAAAACUGACCCCAAUGCCACAUCAAUAGAUGCUCGAGCUAAACACAAUCCAAAAUCGAGUGCAUCUAGCAAGUAUAUCACAUAUUCAAACACUGGUUUGUCAAAAGGGGGAGUAAUCGCUAUAGCAGUAGUAUGUGUUGUCGCCUUCAUCAUCACCAUCAUUGCUGCCAUGUUUCUAUUUACACGAUGGCGGUCAGGAAGAGUACGACACGAGCGGCUAGUGGACUCGGGGAACAAUCAGGUGGACAACUUCUACAGAAUUACUUUCCCUGACAAACAUCAAGAAUCCGUCAGUUUUGAUUCGGGAAUUGACCAGUACGAUCAAAAUCAGAGUUCAUGAGAGUUAAAUCCUUCCAUUCAUUUUUUUCUUUUACUGACUAAAAUGUGUCGACAAAAUGUGAAUACAAAAGUACAAACGGUUUUGUGAUCCAUUGUUUAAUAUACUGUGGUUAAGUGCGGUGGAUGUUUAUUCUCUAUUGACAUCUUGUCGAAAAUGUUAUGUAAUAAACAAGUUCUUGUUGACUACGCAUUCGUCAUAGCCUGAUGGACAUAGAUGAUAUUGAUUGAUAUGAAUCAUGACAUGUAAAAGUGUAAUAAGAGAGGUUGUAUCUUUCUCAACUGAAUAGGGGUAUUAUGUACAACAGGUUUAACAUGGACUUUGUAGGACUACAGAUCAUUACGAUAACUUCGCUCCGGCAAAUUGAUAAAUUAUUGAUCUUUGAUUGGUUUCAAAAAUGUCAUCGUAAUCAUACAUUCUUACAAGAACAUAAAAAUAUUAUAUGUAA
Ostrea edulis (European flat oyster) is the source of this 3826-nucleotide messenger RNA. RefSeq names its product low-density lipoprotein receptor-related protein 4-like. The transcript has 20 exons. The record is from RefSeq and is a predicted model, not a curated record. Bases 106 to 3381 code for a protein of 1091 amino acids. NCBI's taxonomy places the organism in Eukaryota, Metazoa, Mollusca, Bivalvia, Ostreida, Ostreidae.